Phaeodactylum tricornutum CCAP 1055/1 is the source of this 3514-nucleotide messenger RNA. RefSeq lists its product with no specific name. Gene Ontology annotation, cellular component: mitochondrial inner membrane. The coding region runs from base 307 to 3489 and encodes 1060 amino acids. The record is from RefSeq and is a predicted model, not a curated record. Gene Ontology annotation, molecular function: NAD binding; NADP binding. Lineage: Eukaryota; Bacillariophyta; Bacillariophyceae; Surirellales; Neidiaceae. Gene Ontology annotation, biological process: proton transmembrane transport; NADPH regeneration. The transcript has 4 exons.
CGUUGUUGCGCCCACGGUAUUUAGGUGUUCAACAUUCCUUUCUGUUAGGUCAACCAAGGUUGUUGGUGUUGGAAUUCCGGUAAGGUAUUUGCUCUCCGGGCAAAGACGAUAACACCCAGUCGCAGUCAGAGAAGUGGAGGAACCAUUCGAAACAUCCUCGUCCUAGCGUGUCUCUGGUAGCUAAUAGCCCAACGAACGAUACUCCCCGUAUAAAAGUUCACAAAUCUGACUGUCGACACCAGUAAAUUACGUCUACAAAGAUUUUUUUGUCGUCAUCACUCACCAUCGUUGCUCCGUUCCUCGCAGAUGACGUCUCGCCUGUUGCGUGCCGUCACGCUGUCGCCGCCGACUUGGCAACGUUCGUACCGCGUAGUUCGGCACUUUACGUCCAGCUCCGUGUAUGGGCAAAAGUCGAGUACUCCGGUCGAUGAUACCCCACCGCUCGGCGUUGCCUACAAUUCCUUGACGGUCGGUAUUCCCAAGGAAACCUACGCCUUGGAAAAGCGCGUCGCGGCGACCCCGGAAUCCGUGGCUCGUCUCGUUGCACCCGGAUUUUCUGUCGUUGUCGAGGAAGGAGCCGGCCGGAACUCCUUUUUUUCCAACGCGGACUACGAAGCCGCCGGGGCUAAAAUUGUACCCAAUAUUUGGACCGAAUCCGAUAUCGUUCUCAAGGUACGCCGAACGAAUCAAGCCACUCUGCUGGGCAACAAGACCUUGAUCAGCUUUGUGUAUCCCAAACAGAAUGAGGCCCUCGUCAAUCAGUUGGCCUCGCAACAGGCCACCGUCUUGGCCAUGGACUGCAUUCCUCGUACGCUUUCUCGUGGACAAACUUACGACGCUCUGUCGUCGCAAGCCAAUAUUUCUGGUUACCGGGCCGUCCUGGAAGCGUCCAACGAAUUUGGCCGUUUCUUUGCCGGUCAAAUGACGGCUGCGGGCAAAGUCCCACCCGCCAAAGUCCUCGUGAUUGGUACGGGUGUGGCUGGCCUCGCCGCUAUCCAAACGGCUAAAAACAUGGGAGCCGUCGUCCGAGCCUUUGAUGUCCGACCCGUAACCAAGGAACAAGUUGAGGCCAUGGGAGCGCAGUUUCUGGAAGUCGAUUACUCCGAAGACGGCAGUGCCGCCGGAGGCUACGCCAAGGAAAUGUCCAAGGAGUGGCACGCCGCGGCCCGCGCCAUGCUCACUAAACAAUGCGCCGACGUGGACAUUGUCAUUACCACGGCCCUCAUCCCCGGGCGACAAGCUCCGAUCAUGGUUACCAAGGAAAUGGUGGCUCAGAUGAAGAACGGAUCGGUCACAGUAGAUUUGGCCGCCGAAGCCGGGGGCAACGUAGAAACGACCGUGAAGGACAAAAAGUUUGUGACGGAAAAUGGAGUCACUUGCCUGGGUUACACUGACUUGCCGUCACGCUUGCCUACUACUUCGAGCUCGUUGUAUUCUAAUAAUAUCUCCAAGCUACUGCUCUCCGCUGGUCCGCAAACUACCAAAAAACCGGGAUUCUUUUACCUGGAUCACAACGAUGAUGCUGUACGCGGCAUGCUGGUCCUCGAAAAGGGCAAGAUGAUGUACCCAGCUCCCUUGCCGCCGGCUCCUGCUGCCCCCGCUAAGGAGAAAAAGGACGCGGCCCCGGUAGUAAUCGACUACAAGGCUCCUUUCCUGCAAGGAGCCAAGACAGCGGGAAUAUUAUCCACUUCCAUUCUGGCCUUUGGUGCAGUUGCACCGAAUCCGGCCUUUUCUAGUAUGUUCACGACGUUCGCCCUUUCCAACGUGAUUGGCGUGCAAGUGGUAAUGGGCGUAACCCACUCAUUACACAGUCCGCUAAUGGCCGUCACGAAUGCUAUUUCAGGUACAACCGCCCUGGGUGGUAUGCACUUGUACGCACACUCAACGAGUGUCGCUGCGACCUUGCUGGGGGCCGCCGCCACGACCUUGUCGACCGUCAAUAUUGUCGGUGGCUUUAUCGUCACAACGAAAAUGUUGGACAUGUUUAAGCGACCCGACGAUCCUCCGGAGUACUACCAUUUGUACGGGAUUCCAGCUGCGACAACGAUGGGUCUCUACGGAAUCGGUACAAUGACGGGAAAAUUCCCCGAGCUCGACGCAUCGGCCGCGACGUUGUCGGGACUCUUAUGUAUUGGGGGUAUUGCUGGAUUGGCGUCUCAGAAAACCGCUCGCUUGGGUGCCGUAUCGGGCCAAUCUGGUGUCGCCCUGGGUGUCGCAUCGACUAUGGGCCACCUGAAUCCUACGAUUGGUACGGCGGCAGGUAUUACUGCGCUCAUGGGCGUGGGGGCUGUGGCGGGUAAAUACAUUGGUGACCGUGUGGAACCAACCUCUUUGCCACAAACGGUUGCCGCCUUUCAUUCUCUUGUGGGCCUCGCGGCCAGUGCGGCAGCAGUGGGUGACUACUGGAACUGCCCGGAUACAACGCAGCUGGACGGUGUGCAUUUGGCGAGCAUCUACUUGGCGACUGUGAUUGGUUCGGUGACCGCCACCGGAUCUUUGGUGGCCUUUGGUAAGUUGGACGGCCGUCUGGGUUCGGCUCCCCUGAAGUUGGCACAACGUGACAAGAUCAAUGCCGGCUUGGGUGCGGCUACAUUGGGUGCAGGUGCUGUCGUCAUGGGUGCGCCGGAAGUUGGAACCGGAAUGGCCGCUUUGAGUAGUGCCCUGACGACCUCGGGAGUGCUUGGAUGGCAUAUGACUGCCAGCAUCGGAGGUGCCGAUAUGCCCGUGGUUAUCACUGUACUGAACUCGUACUCGGGAUGGGCGCUAUGCGCCGAAGGAUUUAUGUUGGAUAUGCCUAUUUUGACUACGGUGGGAGCCCUGAUUGGAUGCUCCGGUGCGGCACUCACCAAGAUUAUGUGCGACGCAAUGAACCGUGAUAUUUUGAGUGUCAUUUUGGGUGGAUACGGAACCAAGGCCACCGCUGGAGGAGAAGCCAUGCACUUUGAAGGUGAAGCCACGAUGACCAACGUGGACGACACCGUCCGCCUUUUGACCGAGUCUGAGAAGAUUAUCGUUGUCCCCGGGUACGGUUUGGCCGUGGCACACGCGCAGUACCCGCUUAAGGAAAUGGUGGACGUGUUGAUCAAGGCCGGCAAGAAAGUUCGAUUUGCGAUCCAUCCUGUUGCUGGACGAAUGCCUGGGCAACUCAACGUUUUGCUUGCCGAAGCUGGUGUUCCGUACGACAUCGUAGAAGAAAUGGAAGAAAUCAACGACGACUUCAAGGAUACUGACGUGACUCUGGUUAUUGGAGCCAACGAUACCGUAAACUCAGCUGCCGAAGAUGACCCCAAUUCUCAGAUUGCGGGAAUGCCGGUAUUACGCGUGUGGAAUUCGAAUCAAGUGAUUGUCAUGAAGCGCAGCCUUGCCGCUGGUUAUGCCGGUGUGGACAACCCGGUCUUCAUCAAAGACAACACGGACAUGCUUUUGGGUGACGCCAAGGACACGGUAGAAAAGUUGGCAGUCGGUGUGAAGACGUUCUAUGGAAAGUAAACGUAAACAUCGCUAUCUAUUGCCG